GCAUUGCAUCAACAAAGGUGGCAGUUCUACCCCCUGUUAGGUUGUUGGUUGUUUGGUUACAAGUUUUUUCUGUAGUUUUUUUUUGUGUGCAAUUGUUUCUGUGUUCUGAGAGUGUGUAGCAACUGCAGUGCAGGUGGGAAGAAGGCUCCUUUUCCCGGAACGGGUGGAAAAUUCUGUACGGACGUGCAUUGAGUUUUCGGGGGAAGUUUUCGCGGGUGUCGAGUGAAUACAUAUAGCUUUUUUAUAGCGGUUGAUUUCAAAUAACACGAGUUUUGUAGGUGGCGAAGCCGGCGAAACAAAUCGGAAGCAGCAGCACCAAGUGUAAUGAUGAAAACUGAGCAGUGCCCGUGUUUGAUUGUGAAGAACGAGUGAUUUGCGAGUGGAACCGUUUUUGUUUCCGAAAAAAAAACAGUGCGGAAUAAAAUGACGAUGGAAGUAUGCUGCUUGAAAAUGGCAUCCAGAUGCAGGCCCACGAGACCGAUCAAGGACAUAACGCAGCUGUCGACGGCCGGUUCGUCCCACGACUGCGGUUCCCUGUCCCGGGUGGUGAUGGUGCGCAAAACGGACCAACGCGUUAUAAAUCACAAGGGAAGCCAAAAGGAUCCACUAUGCGAAGUCAUCACGAUGGAAACCAUUCAAACGUACAAGGGCCACAAACCGGACCGGACUGUGGUUUUCAAGGAAAAGUUCGACCUCAGCGGUAACGAUAUGAACAAGUCGCUGUCCACCGGUAAACUAAUGGGAUCGCCACGGCUAUCGAUUAGCCCACUGCGAACGAUUCUGACUACGACGACCGAGCUGGAAACGGGCGGCAAAAGUGAUCGGAACAACAAUACAACGACCACCACAUUGGUUAAGGAACAUUUUCAAACGCGCCAUAAAUCACUGGAUAGGGGUAAUAACAGUACGAGCAACGGAUACAUUUCCUCUAUUCCGAAGUCAACUCGAUUUUCCAAGAGUCCCUCCAUCAGCAAUCUACGCCACAAGAGUCCGUCCCUUUCGGCGUCGCAGAGUUCUCUUCGGCGGUCAAUAUUCAGCGACUUCGAGCUAGAGUGCCUGAAAGCGCACAACGAGUACCGGACGAAGCACGGUGUGCUGCCGCUGAAGCUAAACAAACGUCUCUGUCGGUACGCGGACGAAUGGGCCAAAGUAAUAGCGGCACGGGGCGUGCUGGUUCAUCGGAGCAAUUCGCAGUACGGGGAAAACAUCUUCUGCUCGUGGAGCUCGCCGAAUGCCAAUGUUGCCAUCACCGGGCGGGAACCAGUGGAAAAUUGGUACAGCGAGGAGUCCACCCACGCGUACGGCAAGGAACCGGCCACGCUCAAGACUGGACAUUUCACGCAGGUCGUCUGGAAGGACAGUCGAGAGCUGGGCGUUGGGAUGGCUAGCAAUCGAUCUGGUCAAAUUUUCGUUGUAGCCAACUAUGACCCGCCGGGCAACUACAUAGGGAGCUUCGCUAAGAACGUCCCUCCGCCGGGUGGUUUUGAGGUACCAAAGAUUAUCGUUGAUAAAACGGCAAACAAGGCAGCAGAAGGGGAGCCGAAAAAUUCUACACCAAAAGCGGAAAAACACGUUCGAAUCGUAGAUGAAAAUGAUCCCGACCAGUUUGACGAGUUCUCGCAGGCGAUGCUGCGUCACCAUAAUGAGUACCGUCGCAGGCACGGGGCUCCGGAUUUAGUUUUGCACAAAGAAUUACUCCGGGAUGCGCAGCAAUGGGCGGAGAUUCUGGCGCGGGAUGACCGUUUCACCUACCGACAGAAUUCCAAGUACGGCGAAAAUCUGUACUGCCUGUGGUCUUCCGAUCGGCAUGCCAAACCAAAUCCCAAAGACGUGUGCCGUUCCUGGUACGAGGAAGUCAAGCAGUAUUCGUUCAACGUUGAACCACGUGGCGUCAUCAAGGGUGGACAGUUUACCCAGAUGGUCUGGAAGGGAACCAAAGAGCUCGGCGUCGGCGUCGGGCAAACCCGUAGCGGUAAAGUUAUCGUCGUUUGUACGUACUACCCUCGAGGAAACGUGCUGGGACAGUUUGUAGCGAACGUUCAAAAACGGAAUUAAACAUUUUUCCUUUCAAAACACUGAACUCAAACAUCCUACGCAAUCUUCAGGACACACGUGAAGCCUUAUCACAACUCGUAACAAAUAGAUAGACCAUCCUCCAUCUAAUCCGGAUGAUCCUCACUGACUUAGAGUAGUUACUUAACAUAAACCUACUUAAGCAAUGGCGGCCUUCGGGUCGGAAAGUACGAGUCUCUGCAGCAAACUGCAAGCAGCAAAGCAAAGCAAUUACCCAAAGUAACCUGAGAACAGAUGCCUUCGCGGGAUGUUUCUCUGCAGUUCCUCCACAUUAUUCGUCCUUUGCAGCAACCGUUACCGAUCCAUAAUAGCACAGAAACGCACCAUAUUAAUGGAAAGCACUUAUCACUAUAAAAAAAAAGCUUGCCCCAUGUUAAAAGCGCUAACGGGUUGGUGUGUGGGAGAGUGAGCGAAACAGAGUAGGAGAGGAAUGGGUAUAUAUCAGUAGAGGAGAGAAAGCAUAUUUUUCUAUCGGAGCUUUUUAACAGCGCGCUCUCAGUAGCAUUUGAUAGCUUUGCAAUAAAAAGUACACAGGUAAUUUACGGUUAAACUUUAAUAUACACAAACACACAUGGCGAGUUUCGCGCCACGUUUGGCAAGUACCUAGAUGUUGUUUGUAACGUUUUGUAGAUGUUUCAUGCUCGAAUUUUUAACUUUAGGCUGACGAAAAAGGAAAAAUCGAUUGAUUGGUUACUAUACGAUACGCGGUUUAGCAAUUUUUAGGAAUGAAUUGUAAGCAGCACAAAAUUUUAUUCCAAAAGCAAGUUUACAUACACUAUUUGAAGUAAAACCAAAAUUAUUAUAAUAUAUUCAUUCAUUGCCAUAAUAUUUGUGUCAUUAAACGAAAGCAAAUAAUCACGCAAGUUCAAAUAUUAAAAAAUUAUUCUCUUAUGGUUCUACACA
Sabethes cyaneus is the source of this 2976-nucleotide messenger RNA. RefSeq lists its product as uncharacterized. The transcript is spliced from 6 exons. Gene Ontology annotation, cellular component: extracellular region. Lineage: Eukaryota; Metazoa; Arthropoda; Insecta; Diptera; Culicidae. Bases 424 to 2055 code for a protein of 543 amino acids. The record is from RefSeq and is a predicted model, not a curated record.